Messenger RNA from Parnassius apollo (apollo), 336 nucleotides. The record is from the annotation of a GenBank genome assembly. NCBI's taxonomy places the organism in Eukaryota, Metazoa, Arthropoda, Insecta, Lepidoptera, Papilionidae.
AUGUCUAAAUGCGACAAUUGUGAUGAGUCCAUAACAAAAAAGUCACCUAGGCUUGAGUGCAACAAUUGUGGAAAAAUAGUACACGCCAAUCAAUUAUGCACAGGCUUAUCUUCGAAGCAGCUAUCAGCUCUGCGCAAUACUGAAAACCUGGAGUGGACAUGUGAGGAUUGUCGUAAAGAAUCGCCUCAUCGUAAGUCUUUCAUAAUUCCGGAGGACGAUGAAGAUGAUACUGAUGGGAUUCAGCUGGGUGAAAGCGGUUCGACAGCGAUGAGUAAAUUACUUCGUGAUAUCUCACUUGAGGUAAAGAAAGCAGUGAAGAUGAACUGGCUUCUGUGA